Molecule: messenger RNA, 969 nt
Organism: Vicugna pacos (alpaca)
Lineage: Eukaryota; Metazoa; Chordata; Mammalia; Artiodactyla; Camelidae
Product: group 10 secretory phospholipase A2
Biological process (GO): lipid catabolic process; phospholipid metabolic process; arachidonate secretion
Molecular function (GO): calcium ion binding; phospholipid binding
Source: RefSeq, a predicted model, not a curated record
CCGGGCUCGGUGCUACACUGCCCCGCCAGACCGUCCCACACCUGCCACCAUCCGAUGGGUCCGCUGCCUUUGUGCCAGCCAGUAGGGCUGUCGCUGCUGCUGCUACUGGGACCCAUACUCUGGCUCAGCGCAGCUUCCCAGAGGUCACAUGUGCACCGACGUGGGCUCAUAGAACUAGCAGGGACUGUGGAAUGUGUUGGCACCCGCUCCUCCAUGGCCUAUGUGAACUACGGCUGCUAUUGUGGGCUGGGCGGCCAUGGCCAGCCGCUGGACGCCAUUGACUGGUGCUGUCAUCACCAUGACUGCUGCUACAAUCGUGCCGAGGAUGCUGGCUGCAGUCCCAAGUUGGAGCGCUACUCCUGGCAGUGUGUCAAUCACAGCAUCCAGUGUGGACCAGCGGAGGACAAAUGCCAAGAACUCAUGUGCAAGUGUGACCAGGAGGUUGCUAACUGCUUAGCCCAAACUGAGUACAACCUAAAGUACCUCUUCUACCCCAGUUUCUUAUGUGGGACGGACUCACCCAAGUGUGACUGACUAGCCUGACUUGAAAUGCCUUUUUUUGCACUAGGAAAUAAAACUCCUUUUUGCUGAUCAACAACCUUAUUCAGUUCUUUGCAGGAGGAGACUGAGGCCAAGUGUUAAAGCCGCAACCCUUGUGUUUGCUUUCUCUCCUGUCCAGGAACUUGGGGCUGGAACCAGUUUGGUUUCCAGUUUAAUUGAUGUCAAAAGUCCUAUGCCUAUUUUAUAAAACCGCAACUGUAUUUAUGACUGUAUUGGGUUUGAUACCAUUUUUGAGGUUUAAUCUUUAUGAAAGGGCUGAGCUUUGUCUUCUAACCUGCUCCCAAGGGCAGUAGUCAAAAAUCAACAAACACUUACCAAGCACCUGGCCUUGUUCUAGGUUCCGGGCUGAGGCAAUAACAAAGAAAGCCACACGGUGCCCACCCUUGUGAAGUUCAAGUCUAGCAGUUG